Bufo bufo (common toad) is the source of this 1871-nucleotide messenger RNA. Its product is annotated as lamina-associated polypeptide 2, isoforms alpha/zeta-like. The record is from RefSeq and is a predicted model, not a curated record. Lineage: Eukaryota; Metazoa; Chordata; Amphibia; Anura; Bufonidae. The transcript has 2 exons. Bases 369 to 1709 code for a protein of 446 amino acids.
UCAUCUGGGCCGAGGUCGGAUCUGCAGUGCAGCUCUCCCUCCUCCGUUUGGUUAGGCCUGGGCUCGGGCACAUAGGUAGUGCCCCUGCGAAGAUUCCCUCUGCAGCGGUCCCGGAGGGCUUGAUGCAGAGGGAAGGAGGAACACGGCGGAUCGGCACUGUGAUGUGUCCCUUCCGGCCGGCAGGCGGAUGACGUCAGACGCCGGGGGCGGAGCUAAGCGCGCUGACGUCAUCAACAUGCGCCACAGGUCCUGCAGCAUGAGAAGCACAUGGAGACACUAUAAAAACGCUCAGGACCUGUGUAACGGCGCCCUGCAUAGCGCGGCUCACAUAUUUUGGUGAAGCAUCUCUGAAGCGGUCGGGAGUCAAGAUGAGCACCCCCCUCACGCCGGGCUCUGGAACCGAGCCUGCAUCAAACCCUGGGACAGGAGAAAAGGAUUCGGCUUCUGCAGCCAAAAAAACUAGAAAAUGUGGUAUUUGCUGCAAAAGAUUGUCUAACACUGGAUCCAAGCCCCUGUGUAAAGAAUGUACUGCCAGUGUCAUCAAGUCUGAGUCUUCUAGUCUAAUUGAAGACAUUAGAAAAGUGGUAAAAGAAGAGGUUCAGCUAGCCUUAACUACCAGAGAACCUACUCCCCCCAAAGUUCCCCCCACUCAGGACGCCCGUAGUGUUAAAUCACUUAUCCUGGAUUCCGACUCUGAGGGGCUGGCGGUCUCAGACUCCGAAUCUGUCCAAAAACACCCGGCAUCUUCAGAUGAAGAGGGCGAAUAUAAGCGCUUCCUGUUCAAUCCUGAAGAUAUUGAUGAACUUAUCAGGGCCAUCAGGGCCACCAUUCAGAUGGAGAUGCCUAAAACCCCUAGGUCUACCCAGCAGAAAAUUUUUGGGGGUCUAGGUGAAAGGAAGAAGGCCGUUUUUCCAGUCCCUGAUAGUGUCCAAAAAUUAAUUAGGUCUGAAUGGGAAAAACCGGAUAAAGGAUCCUUUAUCCCAAGAGGAAUUAAGAGGCGCUACCCCUUUAGCCAAGAGGACUGUACGGAUUGGGAGACCAUUCCCAAAGUAGACGCGCCAGUGGCCAAGGUAGCAAAACAUACGGCCCUACCGUUUGAAGACUCAGCACAAUUGAAAGAUCCUCUAGACAGGAAAGCGGAGAGUCUCUUGCGAAAGACCUGGGAGACUACGGCGGCCCUUCUCAAACCGGGCGUUGCCUCCACAUGUGUGGCCAGAACACUGAACCUUUGGCUAGACCAGCUAGAGAUACAUCUGGUCAAUAAGACACCACGGGAUCAAAUUCUAGAGAGCUUGCCUCUAUUAAAGAUGGCAACCUCCUUUCUAGCAGACGCAGCUGCUGAAUCAGUUAAACUGUCCGCCCGUACAGCUGUUCUCUCAAAUACAGCGAGAAGGGCACUAUGGCUUAAAGCGUGGUCAGGAGAUAUCACAUCUAAAAAUAAAUUAAUCGCACUCCCCUUCCACGGUCAGUACGUUUUCGGAGAAGAUCUAGAUAAAAUCCUAGACAACGCGACAAAUAAAAAAAGAGGGUUUCCAGAGGAAAGAUAUAAACAAAAAAGGCAGCCCUUUCGUGACCGAUUUUUUCAACCCGAAAAUAAAAAAGAUAAAGGGAAGACUGGGAGGUGGAGCUAUGCGAAGGGAGGCAGGGGGAGAAGCUUCCUCUUCAACCCAAAUCGGGCCGAAGCCUCCUCAUCCAACAACAAACAAUGACGCCAUACCAGUGGGGGGAAGACUCAGCUCCUUUCUAAGAUCUUGGGAGCAUGUAACAAACAGCCGGUGGAUCUUAAGUAUUAUACAAGAGGGUUAUCUGAUAGAUCUUCUCUCUUCCCCUCCACAGAAAUAUGUGAUCACUACCCUUCCCCCAUCUCAAAC